UCAGAAUCACCAGCUCAGUAUACAGUUCACUGGACCGAGGGAUUGUGUGCUAUGAAUACUAUGUGCUAAAGAUUAUAAUUGAAAUUUAAUAUAAAUAUGGAGACCUGUGGCUGGAAUUGAAAAGAAUUUUUCAGAGUAUCAUCAAGAAAUCAAUUGCAAAACAUGUCUUUCGUGCAAACUUUAUCCUUUUUAGAUAAUGAUUCCAUCCCUUGGAAAUCUAUCAUCAUUGGUAUUUCAAUUGGUAAAUUCGUUUUCGAGAAUUAUUUGAAAUAUCGUCAAUACCAAGUCUUGAGUAAUCCAUCUCCUCCCAAAGCUUUGAAAUCUGAAAUAACUUUAGAUGUUUUCCAAAAAAGUCAGGACUAUACUAAGACUAAUUUCAGAUUUCAAUUUGUCAAUAGUUUGAGAAGAUUAAUAUCUAAUGUUAUUAGUAUUAAAUAUAAUAUAUUACAUCAAUACUGGUCUAUCAGUAGUGAUGUUUUAUUAAAUCUUUCAUCAGUUUUACCAAUAAGCAUCAGUAACUCACUUAUAGCUCAGGGUCUUGUUUUCUUUGGUAUUAAAAAGGUGGUGGAUCUAUUAAUUUCGCUCCCCUUUGAUUACUACCAGACCUUUGUUAUAGAAGAGAAAUUUGGCUUCAACAAAUUUACUUUGAAAUCUUGGUCAAGGGAUAAGUUUCUUCUGUUUAUUAUAAGUAGUAUAUUUCUGUCAAUUUUUACUUUAUCUUUAGGAGCUAUUAUAGAUCAUUUUGGAGAUAAUUAUGUUGUUUAUGGUAUUGCAUUUUAUGCUAUUUUUAUUUUAUUCAUUUUCACUAUAUCUCCAAGUCUCCUUUCACCAUUGUUUUACAAGUUCACUCCAUUAGAGCAAGGUAAGUUGAGAGAUGAAAUUGAAGAAUUGGCUGCAAAACAUGGUUUCCCAUCAAGAGAUUUAUACGUCAUUGAUGGCUCAUCAAAGAGCUCUCAUUCGAACGCUUUCUUGACCGGUCUACCAUGGAAUAAGAGAAUCGUUCUCUUUGACACUUUGAUUAACGACCAUUCUAAUGAAGAAGUUGUUGCUAUAGUUGCACAUGAAUUUGGGCACUACAAAUAUGGCCAUACUAACAAGUUAACCAUUUUUAGUAUCGCUGACGCAGCAUUGUGGGUCUACUCAUCCUCUGGAUUGAUCGGAAAUGAGUCCUUACUUAAAGAAUUUGGAUUUGAUGGUAAUACUCCAGGGUUUAUUGGCUAUAUAUUAUUUGAGAAGGUCUUUGACUUUUUUUCAGUGAUUGAACAACUUGCUAGUAACUUGCUUGUUAGAAGUUUUGAAUAUACGGCUGAUAAACAUGCCAAAGAUAUUGGGUAUUCUUCUAGUCUCAGAUCCGGGUUAAUCAAAUUAUUAGGUUUGAAUUUAAUGGCCACCGAUCUGGAUUGGUUGUAUUCAACAUAUUUUCAAAAUCAUCCUGACUUGGUUGAGAGAUUAACUGCUAUAGAUUAUGUUGAAGAUAAGUCACUUAAAAAAGAUUAGUUCUUCAUUGUUUGUAUAAAGUUUAUAUUAUUUCUAGAAUCUAAUUGCUUUAAUAAAUAGUUAUUACAUUUCUAACUGAAUAAAUAUCUGGUACUUGUUAUAUAUAAUUAACAAUUAUGAUCUUUAUGUAAUUUUUUGUUUACUGUUGCGUGCUGCAAAAA
Molecule: messenger RNA, 1658 nt
Organism: Scheffersomyces amazonensis
Lineage: Eukaryota; Fungi; Ascomycota; Pichiomycetes; Serinales; Debaryomycetaceae
Product: M48 family metallopeptidase
Exons: 2
Coding region: 163-1497 (444 amino acids)
Biological process (GO): CAAX-box protein processing
Cellular component (GO): endoplasmic reticulum membrane
Molecular function (GO): metalloendopeptidase activity
Source: RefSeq, a predicted model, not a curated record